AUGUGCCCGCCAGUUAUUAUUUGGCAAGAGAAGCAUGAAAAAACUCAACUGGAUUUGUUUUUCGGCGUUCAUUGUUUUGCAUCUGUUUACACCUACAGAAGCUGUCGAACCACUUGUUGAGAGGGUGGAACCAAGCCAUGGAAGUCUUUUUGGAGGAACGAGAAUAACAAUUUCCGGCAAAAAUUUUGCCGACAGCCAGUUCAGCUUUGGAGUCGGAAAUGAAAAUGUGGGUAGCAAGGUUGACCUCGUUUCUGAUUUGACUGGACUUCCACAUGAAUGCAUAAUCCACAAAGAUGGCUGCCACAAGACGCAGAUCACGUGCUACACUCCCAAGCUGUCAGAGGGAGACUACUAUGUUCGUGUCAGUGUUGACGGAGUUAAGGUUCCUAUCGACAAACACUGCCCCCAGGAUGUCUCCAAAUGCAAGUUUCAGCCAUCUGAAAAAUAUACACCGACAAUAACCAAUUUGUAUCCAACCACAGGAAUGCCAGGAACCCUGAUUCGCAUCAGUGGUAAGGUGGUCACUGACCGGUUUGGCAGCAACAUUCAGCUCAGCUCUAACGGACUGGUGGAGAAACUGCUACGAAUCUACCUGGGGAGUAGGAAUUGUGAAGUGAAGGACCUGGAUAAAGAUGCAUUUUAUAGUCUCCAAAUGGAUGGUGAAAAGACUCUGUAUGGACACAUUGACUGUAAAGGUGACACCAUAUUCAUUGGUAAUAUGAAUGCCAGCUUCAUCGUUGAAGGAGGAUAUGGAAGAUCCAGACCAGACAAGUCAAUUUUGAAAGUGAGCAGUGAUGGAAAGAUUUACAUGUAUCAGCAGUUUACAUCCAUUGACGCUGUGUCGCCAGCAGUUGGUAGCGUGAUGGGAGGGACAAAAGUGACCUUGACUGGAAACUACUUUGACAACACCAUCGCAGAACCUAUCAUUUUGAUUGAUGACACUGUGUGCGAAGUGAAACAGGACAUCACCAAGACAGAGAUCGUGUGUAACACAGCAGUAAAACCAUCCACAACAAAACCAACAUACAAAGGAAAUCGUGGUUUGAAAUAUGAGAUUUGGAACAGCACAACUCGAUCGGCUGCGUCACUGACAGAAUUUCAGACCCUGCUGUCGUCGGCUGCCGACUACUACAUGAAGAUCGUUGAUGAGGCGAACCUCACGGAUACCAGCAACGUAAACUACGUGUCGAGGAUGUCGGGUUUCUUCAUCGCGCCACUCGAUUCACAGUACAGGUUUUAUGCCAAGGGAGACAACAAUGUUGUCCUGUAUCUCAGUACAGAUGAAGAUCCGGCCAAUAUGGAGAAACUGGCAGAGUCGGGAGUGGCCAGCACAUACUGGAAGAAUUCAGCGCAGCAGUCGAAGGUAGUAACACUGCAGAAGGGAAAGAGCUACUAUAUGGAGAUUCUCCACCGUGCCGGAUCAUCGACUUCAAAGAUGCAAGUGGCCGCUCGGGCGUACCAGACACGCUUCACCAACUCCAUGACUGGUGUCGCCGUACAGGAGAAACAGAAGAUUUCCGUAACAUCGACCGUGCGCAAGGAAACACAGGUGAUAAAAGUUCAGUCUGGGGGAACGAAGUCUGCUAAAGCCAGCGUACAAACUGUCACAGUGUCGGGUUCCAGUAGCCAAUACCGUCUAGGACUCCAUGGUGCCUACACAGAGCCACUGACAACAGCGACAUCAGCUGACAGCAUGAAGUCCGCUCUGGAAAAACUGCCGAGUCUUUCGCCGAGCACCGUAAGCGUGACGCAGUCUGGAUUGGAUUACAUCAUAAGCUUCAACACUGAACGAGGUGACCUUCCUCUCCUGACAUACAAGAAGGAAAAUCCUGACUUAUCCGUGUCUGUUGUUAAAACGACAGCUGGUGAACCGAGUCUCAAUUACUUCAAUGUCGGCUUCGACGGCAUUGCGUCACCUGAUAUCAGUGUCGGAGCAACAGCAAAAGAAGUGGAACAGGCUCUGACAUCUCUGUUUAGUGUGAGAUGUCCUGACGACCUGGGUGCCAAAGGAAGUAGCACAUUCUUCCAGGGUUUUGAAGACAGCGUUGAAACAAAGUUUGGAACGAGAGUGUCCGAUGAGGAACCGUUCUGCGGGAUGUACUCGGCUAAAAACCCCAAUUACUUGUUUAUAAAGCCCAAGAAAAUCGGAGUCAACCUCUUACAGUUCUCUCACCUUUGUUUUGCCUAUCGAGGUGAGAUUGUUAAAGUCCAGUUUGCGUUUAGCUAUUUGAAAUCUGACAAUUCCGGCCGUGGCACAGCCUGGGCGUCUUUCACUGUACCACGUGACGCAGCAGCCGACCCCAAAAUAUGGUCUUAUCACUGCGAGGACAUUGCUGCUAUUGCCAAGCAGAGAAAUUCAAAUGCUGACCAUCGUAUCGAUUUGGCAAGAAUAAUCCGCAAGGGGCCAGAACUCUUCGUUGAUAGUGUUCGUUUGGCGCGAGAGGCGGACAAGGAUUCAGCUGGUGUGAAUGACAGAAGAAUGCCGCCAGCGAAACCGAACGGAUUCCGCAUUAAGACAGUUGAGGUGACGAGCGCCGAGGUGGGGACGUACACCGUUGUCAUGACACCAUUCAACUGUGGUUACGACUUGCCACUCUUCAGCCUGGAGUAUGGAAAGGUGACAUCGGGUAGCAUAUCAAAAACCAGUUCGAGUGCUGACUUCUCUCUCAGUAACGGCGGAACGAGUCUCACCGUACAGGUGACCCGUGACCUCACCACAGGCACAGCAACACCCCCUGUUGGCGGGGAUUUCAAGAUCACAUUUGAGGGAAAAACAACUGAAGCCAUUCCUGCAUACGCCAAGGGUGACACUGUUGCCGAUGAACUGAAGGCACUGUCUACAAUUGGUGAGAUUUCUGUGGAGCGUAACGGCGACUGCGCCAACUUUGAUUACGAACUCACCUGGAUAACACAGGCUGGAGAUCUCAAUCCAAUAACGGUUGAUUCCAGUUUAACAGGAAAUGUGGUGGCUGUUGCCGUAACGACACUAACCGACGGAAGUGUGUGGUUCGAUCCAAUCAUGGGAGACAUGUUACAAACACCACACCCCAAACCACAGAUUCGUGCCUACAUCAACAAGAUCCCAACGGCGUGCAGUGGUGACUGCAGCUAUGAGUGGUUACAGUCGGCUACGCCAACUAUCACUGGUGUUAACCCUUCAUCAGGAAUGGUAGCUAAUAGCAUUGCCAUCACCAUCACCGGUACUGGCUUCGAUAGCACUCCUGCCAACAACACCGUCAGCAUCGGAGGCGUUGCAUGUACGGUUACCGCAGCAACUGCGACAACAAUCACAUGUAACAUUGGCAAUGGGCCGACCGGAUCUCAUGCAAUUGUCGUAGAUGUAGCUGGAAAAGGACUGGCAUCUGGUUCUGUUACGUUCAGCUAUCUCUCGGCCAUCACUAGCAUUUCUCCGACAUCCGGUAGCAUUGGAGGUGGAACAACGCUGACAAUAACAGGUUAUGGUUUCACCAGUGAUGCUGUCCCCAAGGUGAACAACGUUGUCUGUAAGCUCACCACCACACCAACACCAUCUCAGAUCAUCUGUAUUACACCGCCCUCGACGUCAUCGACGACAGUGUCUGUUGACGUCACUGUGAGCCAGGCGAGUUCAGAACUGACAUCACCAACUCAGUUCGAGUACAACUUGGCGUCCACCGCCAUCAUCACUCAGCUCUCAACCAUGUCUAGCAGUGUCGAAGGUGGCAACACUUUGACGAUAACAGGAACUGGGUUAGGAGCCUCGCCCAAUCCAUCACAGCCUGUAACAAUUGGCGGAAAUGUUGCCACGGUGACCAGUUACAGUGACACGGCAGUGGUGGUGACACUCCCAUCCAACCCGCCGGGUAGUUAUCCCGUUCUUCUACAGAUUGGCACUAACGGAUACGCAGACAGACAAAUCAACUCGAUUGGAGACAUUGUCUAUGAUCUCAAAGUGACGAACAUCUAUCCGGAUGCUGGCUCUCUCUAUGGUGGGACGAAGGUCACCCUUUCUGGGGUCGGAUUUAGCACCAACACCACACUGAAUGAGGUCAAGUUCGGAAAGCAUGUCUGUGAUGUCGAAUCUGCGACAACCACCAAGAUAGUGUGCACGAUACGCGACACUGGUGAAGUGCAUCACGUCACCAACAAAGGAUCACACCCUGUGUUUGGUUACCUCUAUGGGUGGGACCCCUCAACGGUUGAAGUGAAGGUCGGCGACUACGUCCAGUUCUCAUGGACGUUGCCGUCGUGGGUUAACGACCGUGGAUACGGAAUCAACCAGACAAAGAAUGCCAGCACCACUGAACUCAUGCCCGAUGGCUUCUCAACUGGGCCUUCCAAAACAGCCAAUGGAAAUUAUAAAUACCGGUUCAGCAUGGUUGGAACAUAUUACUACUGGAGUGGUUGGGUUGACGAGUAUGAGACGAUUUCUCUGAAGGGCUCCGUCACAGUUGUUGACAAGACAUCACACACCCAACUUUUAAAGCUCACUGUCGCUGGGCACGAAGCAGUGUAUCAACCUGGUGGCGCUGAUCCAUCCCCAGCUGCAGUUUGUCCCGGCACUGUUGCCGACAUCCCGUCCUGUUCGGUAACGAAACCAGCUGACCUGGACGCGAGUAAAUUCAACUUCAAGUUCUGGUCUUGCCGCUCACCAGUCAUCACCAAUAUCGACCGCAUCAAUGGCAGCACAACCGACGACAUCACUUUGACUGGAACAGGUUUCAGCGCCACAUCUUGCCACCACGAGAUCACUGUUGGCGACGGUCGAGGCAUGCUGCAGACGUCAUCAGCCACAUCGCUGGUCUUCCGAAUCGACUCUUCGACAUCGCCAUCACUGGGAAUCUAUAACGAGAUCAGACUGCGGGUCGGAAAUCUCGGCUAUGCCUUGGUACAGAUGAAAGGUGAUCGCACGCGCCGAUUUGCUUUGAUUCCCGUUGUCGAGUCGAUAACGCCACUGACCGGUUCUACGGCUGGUAAAACUGAGCUGACUGUCACUGGCUUUGGUUUUUCGAGAACGACGAGCGAUAUUCAGUUUGAAGUGGGCGGGGCUCUGUGCACGGUGCAGAGUAUGACGUACACCCAGGUCGUCUGUCUGACGCCCCCUGCCAUCGAACCGAAGGAGGUGAACAUCACGUUCAGGGUGAGCUCCAUUCCGGCCCAAUGCAAAGCGCAGAAGUGCAAAUUCACCUAUUCGCUGUCCAUGUCACCGAAAGUCACAGAAGUCGUGCCUACCAGUGUGUCGACAUCUCCGACAUCGCUGACGAUCACGGGAAAGCUGUUCGGAACCGACAGCGCUGCGGUAGCCGUUGACAUCGGUGGACAGACUUGCACACUCACAGCGGUGAGCGAUACAACAAUUACCUGCGACAUCAGUAACAUUCCCGUCGGGUCCCACCUGGUCAAAGUGGUCAUCGCCGGAAAGGGCCUGGCCAUUACAACGGCAACUGUCAACAGCGUGGCCACGAUCUCUAGUCUGUCUCCGACCGAAGGAAGCGUGCACGGAGGUUUAGAACUGACAAUAAAUGGAAAUGGCUUUGUAAGCGGCAAGACGAGCGUGACUGUAGACGGUUCUCCGUGUACCACAACGAGCGUGACGGCGACCAUCGUCAAGUGCAUAACUCUGCCGCAUGCUGCUGGGGCCGUCACUGUGGUCGUCACCGCGAACGGACAUGCCUACCCUCCCGAUAACUCGUUCUCGUACACGUCGACAGCCACACCCACAAUCACGACCAUCAACCCGACUAGCGGCCUGCAAGGGGACUCCGUCACGAUCAUCGGUACCGGUUUCAGUGCAGAUAACUCUGUCAGUAUAGGUGGUGCCACGUGCACCGUCACCUCGGAAACGUCCACUCAGAUCGUCUGCACUCUGGGGCCCCUUGCGACAGGAGAGUACUCAGUGAAGGUGAAGGCCGCGGGGAAAGGAUCCACUUCAAACGAGACGACGUUCGAAUACUCGUUGUCAGUGUCUUCCUACACACCAAACACAGGAAGCACAGCUGGUGGUCAGGCGAUAACAAUUUCCGGCUCAGGCUUUGAAGUGGAUGCAACGAUGGUGACAGUGUGUGGAAAUCCCUGUACAGCGAAGACGGGAGUCCAGCAGACGUCAUCUCAGUAUAUCUGUCUUGUCCCUCCCGGGUCAGCUGGGACAGCGUGUGAUGUGAUUGUCACAGUCAACGGUCUUUCAAGGACCUUGACCCCGCAGUAUACGUACGACUCCUCACUGACACCUGAAAUAACUCUGGUGGACCCCCGCCGCGGAGGAACUGGAGGGGGCACAACAGUCACUAUCACUGGAACUGGCUUUGGAACCACCGACAGUGCAGUUCAGGUGACGAUAGGUGGCGCCACGUGUGUGGUCACCCCCCCGGUAACUGACACUCAGAUCACGUGCGUCACAGGAAGCUCCACGUCUCAGAAGACCAGCGUGCGGGUCGAAAUUUCUGGAAACGGAAUCGCCACUCAGACCAGUGCCAGCUUUGAGUAUGUUGACGUGUGGUCGUCGAGGUUCAGCUGGGGAAACCAGGACCCGCCUGCCGACGGUGACUUUGUCGUGGUCCCCAAGGGUCAAACGUUACUGCUGGAUGUCGACACGAACGUUUUGAAGAUGCUGCUCAUCAGAGGUGGAAAACUCGUCUUUGACAACAAGGAUGUCGAGUUGAAGGCAGAGAAUAUUCUCAUUGUGGAUGGAGGAACACUUCAGGUUGGCACAAGGGAAGUUCCAUUCCAACAUAAAGGAAUUAUCACAAUGUACGGACACCUCCGUUCUCCAGAGUUACCUCUGUAUGGAGCAAAGACCAUCGCUGUGCGAAAUGGCACCCUAGAUCUCCAUGGGAAGUUCACUCCGAUCACAUGGACUCGACUAGCGGCGACGGCCGAUGCAGGCAGCUCGAUGAUCUCCUUGCAGAAAGCAGUCAACUGGGAGGUGGACGAUGAGAUCGUCAUAGCAACCACAAGUCACCGCCACAGUCAGAAAGAGAGUGAAGUUCGCAAGAUUACUAACAUCUCGGGUGACAAACUGACCUUGACCCUUGACACGCCGCUGUCAUACAAGCACCUCGGAAUAUCGGAAACGUACAAUGGCGUCAGUGUGGAUUUCCGAGCCGAGGUUGGGUUGUUGACGCAUAAUGUUGUUGUCAGGGGCAACAAGAAUUUGUCAUGGUCCGUGAAAGUUCCUGCCUGCCCGGAUGGUUUUGACACAGGAGAAUUCACCACCCAGACGUGUUUCCAGGGACGAUUUGGGGAGGAGUUGGGCAGCGAUGAGUUUGGUGCGAUGAUCAUGAUUCACUCGCCGGAACGGGACGAGCAGUCAGCACAAGCUCACAUCAGCUACACGGAAAUCACUCACGCCGGACAGGCCUUCCGCCUCGGUCGCUACCCCAUCCACUUCCACCGCAACGGCAACAUGUCUGAGUCAUACGUCAUCGGCUGUGGCAUCCACCACACCUUCAACCGAGCCGUGAAUGUGCACGACUCCAUCAACACUUUGGUCGCACACAACGUCAUCUACGACAUCCGCGGUGGUGCUUUCUUUCUGGAGGACGGAAUCGAGACAGAUAAUACCUUUGAGUACAACCUGGGCGUGUUCGUGCGAGCCAGUACCAGCCUGCUCAACGACGACGUGACGCCGGCGACGUUCUGGGUGACCAAUCCCAACAACAUCAUCCAGCACAAUGCCGCCGCUGGCGGUACGCACUUUGGGUACUGGUACCGGAUGGAGGAACACCCGACUGGACCGUCUGCCACCGCCAGCAUCUGCCCACGCAAUGUCCCUCUCGGAGUGUUCCAGAACAACACUGCUCACUCGAUGGGCUGGUUCGGGCUUUGGAUCUUCGAAUUCUAUUUUCCAAUGGAUGGAGACGACCCUUGUACAAGCAGUGUCACCAAGGCUGCAGUGUUCAAGACUCUGACAGCGUGGAACUGCGAGAAAGGAGUAGAAGCUGUCAACGUAGGAGCCUUGCAGUUUCAUGACUUCAUUCUCGUCAACAACGACAAAGCUGGCUACGAGGGCAAAUUAAUCAACAAUGUGCCACAGUACGAAGAGGCCAACAGCCCAAUGGUGAAGGGAGGGAUCAUUGUAGGACACACAUCAGCCGACAUCGACGGCCCAAACGACGCCUUUUGUACCAGCGGUGGAAUCGUGUUGCCUUACGGUAACGGAAUGCUCGUUAAAGACGUCUAUUUUGAGAAUUUCAACACGGCUGGCUGCUCUGUGUUCCGAUGGACCCGGAUUACAGGAACUUGUUCCAACAACUGCGGAGGCUUCCUAUAUAAGGUCUCUGGACUCCGCUUCCAGAACUCUCCCAAUAAGGCGAUUUACGAUUGGGUGGCCGAAGGCAUUCUCGAAGCUAUCGACACAUCACUGACGGGAACAGCUGGCGACCGGAUUCUCCCCAACAUGGCGACUCUGCCCCAAGAUCAGACGAUAUGCGCCGACAUUCCAGAGUUCGGGAUCGGAAUUCCGGCAAAGAGUUGCAAGUCGUCUGUCCGGUUCCACAGGUUCGCGUUCAACGACAUUGAACCCGAGUCUCUGUUGGCGAAGAACGUUCUGCUGAGGAAUGAGCACGGGGAAACGGAGUUUAGUUAUCGACUGAAGCGCAUCACCCACAAGCAUGGCUGGAUGACAUUGCUGGUUGAUGGGCAGGACUACACGAUGACCUUCAAGGACGCACAGCAGCUUAUGAACAUCAGCUACAGUUCGACAUUCUAUCAGUUUUCAGGAAGCGACUACAUAACAAUGACUGUUAAGGCUGACAAACCAGAUAGGUUUGAGAUUGGAGGAACACACAAAAAUGAGUCAACAGCUGGCUUUACCUCAACCGACGAAUCAGGAUCCUGGCAGUAUAAUGAAACAGCUGGAACUGUCAAAUACCUAGUGUCAUCUGUGAAAAGAGUAAAGAGAGCGUCCAUAUACGAAGAGGAUCGUGUGAUGAAUAUCAACGUGUAUCGAUGUUAUUACAGGAACUGCAUCAAACCACCGCACCCCAGUGAGAUUAAGAGUCGACCCGAUGACGCGGUAUUAUGGUCCUCGGCAGCCACAUGGUCUAAUAGAACUGGUGGAAAACCAGUCGAUGGAGAUGACGUAACCAUUCCUGUGGACAAGUGGAUUGUGGUGGAUGAAGCAUUACCGAAGAUGGGGAAGCUGAUCAUUGAAGGGGGCCUGGAAUUCAAAAAUGGCCCCAGUGAACAGUACUUGCUGAGUGCCACCUACAUCUACAUUACAGGCCACCUGGUGAUUGGCUGGCCUCACGAGCCAUACACGGGCAAAGCUAGCAUUGUCUUACGAGGGUCACACACCACACCACAAUAUGUUGUUGAUGAUGGACCAGUUUUGGGCUCAAAGUUCAUGGCUGUGUUUGGUGGUCUUGAUUUGCACGGUAAAGACGUCGGAGUUGUGUGGACCAGACUGGCCACCACAGCCCUGCCCGGAUCAAGGCAGAUAACUCUGGCCGACUCUGUGAACUGGGAGGCCGGGGACGAGAUUGUCAUCACGACGACUAGCUACAACGCUUGGCACACGGAGACUUUCAGCAUCACAGGGAUAUCUGGAAAGACACUCACCCUCAAUGAAACUCUGAAAUACAAACACAUAGAGUUCAGUGAGACACUGGCGACGAGUCAGACCUCGUAUUCCAUAGCUGCGGAAGUGGGUUUGUUGUCGAGAAAUAUCAAGAUAAUCGGAGAUGACUACGACCGAUUGUUCCAGGAAUCGUUUGGUGCGCGUGUCAUCGUUGCUCGUACUUCUGAUGAAACAAUGUCAUACAGUGGUGUUGCCAAGAUUCAGAAUGUGGAGUUUGACCGUUCGGGACAGGAAGGGUUUGUGGCUCCUUACGACGCUCGCUACUCCCUCACCUUCAUGGACGUGAUGAUCGACGAAGACAGAAUGUCGUACGUAAGGAAGAACGCUUUUCACAAUGGAUUCUCCCCAGCUAUCGGAUCCUACAGCACCAAUGGCCUGAUCAUUGAGGAAAACGUCAUUCACCACACGGUUGGACCAGGCAUCGUCAUCCACUCGGAAUCAAACAACUUGACCAACAACCUGGUCACUCUGUCCAUCUGGCCAGGAAGCUACCAGGACCGACGAGAGAUUCAAAACAUUUUGUACGAGGGCGGAAUCGAAGCCAUGCACGCCACCAACAUCAUCAUGCGGGGCAACGUCGUGGCCGGGUCUGAACGUGCAGGCAUCCGCUAUCCUGGCGAAGCCUGCGACGCUCCCACGACCAGCCUUGCCGACAACACCGUCCAUGGAAGUCUCUCAGGAGUGGCAAUCUUCCCGAAAGACAAACUGGUUUCUUCAUCCUGCGUCAGGUGGUCAAACUUCUUUGUGUGGAAGAACCUCGACUGGGGAUUGUACAUCAACAAUGGCCCCUCAGUUGAGAUCGAAGACAUAGUUUCUGUCGAGAAUGGUGUGGGCGUCUUCACGAUGGUGGUAGGACCCGGGGCUUUAUCGCACGAUAUCUCACAAGACAAAUACGUGAAGCUGAGAAACUCAACGUUUGUCGGGAAGACGAGUUCGUACGAUUGUGUCAGCGAUGUGAAACCUUCCAAUGAUGACAAUAUCCAACUGAGUGGUCAGGGACGCAGCUGGGGAAAUGGGACGCAUGGGAAAGUUGGUUUUUCCAUGGCCGUCUUUACGUCCGGUGGAAAUCUCGCCCCCGAGAAACCGUUCUAUGUCAUCAUGGCUUAUCAAGCUUUGAAGGGAAUCAUGAAGGUGUCUGAUGUGGUAUUUGCACGAUUUGGAGCCAGCUGUGGCAAUAGUGAGGACUACGCCAUUACAACCGACCCAGGCAGCGACGAUGGCAGCCACCCUCUUGAGACGAGUAGGAUCACGUUUGACAACGACGUCAACGACAACAAUAAGUUGUAUUAUCACAUCCCUAAUGUCAAUAAAAUCAACCCGUCCGAUUGCGUGGACAUGGACUGCGACGCACUCCAUAAGUGUCUUCUCAAAGACAUGGACGGGUCCUUCCUCGGAUCAAGUGGGGCCGUUAUUCCCGUCUCGGAGUUCCAGUGGAACGGGGACCCUCGGAGGGGUCUCGGGGAUUACCGCAUCCCCAAGGUUCUCUUGACUGCCCCUGAUGGAAGUAAACUGGACGCGAAUGUCGUGGCACCUCACAAAGGUGUGAUUCGUGACAACCAGUGCAUGUAUAAACAUUACUGGCGUGGCUACGAAUGUCACAACCUCGACUACGAGAUGCUGAUCAUCGAGAGCAUGGAUUCCGACACGGAGACUCGCAGACUGUCGCCCGUGGCGAUACUCGGAGAAGGCUAUCUCGAUCUCAUCAACGGACCACAGGACCACGGCUGGUGUAGUGGAUAUACCUGUCGUAAACGCCUGUCCACCUUCCAAGCUCUCGUAGCAACUGGUAAAAGUUACGACAUAUACUUCACAAGCACAACUCCACAGACACUCCGUUUGUAUAUGAUCAAUGCGGACAGCUCACAAGCAGUCAGAGUUUCGAUCUGGUACGCCAGACCGAACAGACUCGACGUCAAGGUGGAUGGCAACAUAAUUAUGGCAAAGAAUGCUGAAAUAAGAAAGGGCAAAUAUUUCCUGAAUGCUGGCCAGACUUCAGCACAGUACAUGCCUGACGUUGCCACAGAACCGGCUGGAACCAAUUUCAUAAACCGACAAACGCGACAGAUAUUCGUGAUCGUCAAGGGUGAUUCCGUCGUCAACAUCGAAACCAACGAACAGAUCAUCGUCUCCUUCUCGCUGCCAGCCAUGACAGUUGACGAUUUCUUCGGCGACAAUAUUAUCGAGAAUCUCGCCGCGUUCCUGAACGUGGAUCCGCGUAAAGUGCGCAUCGUCGACGUGGUCAAUGAACAGACGGGAUCGGGACGGCGUAGACGGAGGACUGUUGCCACGACGACAGUCGUUGUGGAGAUUGGAGACGAACCGGGGGAGACGGGGUCGGGGUCGCUGACGUAUUCGCAGCUACAACAGCUUCAGAGUCAGAUCGUCCUGCUGGCACAGACAGGCAGCUACGACAGCAUCGUCAAUGCCACCGUCCUGGGAGUCUCCUUGGUGGAGGUGGUGCCCUCUGUUGAGAGCUCCGAAUGGGGGCAGAUAACUGUGGAUGAGACGCCUGUGGCAUUGACGAAGGCAGGUCAGAUGACUGUUCAUGAGACGCCGGUGCCGAGUAAAGAAGGACAGACAUUCACGGUCCCGAUUCGAUUGCGGGUCGUUGAUACCGAUGGAGCAGUCAUUACGAACCUUGGAACUACCAUACAACCGUGGCAGGUGACAGCAACACUCGUGAAGGGAGCUAAGAGUGAUGUCAAUGCGACACUGACAGGAACCACUACUGUGUCUUUCUCUGACGGUUGGGCUAACUUCACCGAUCUGGUGAUAACUCAUGCAGGCUCCGAGUACGGCAUUGACUUGGCCGUGACCAGUCCAUCAGAGGCAGCCAACUUCACCGUGGCCAUUUCCAAUAUCACCGUUCUGGGUCGACAGCUGACUGCCUAUGUGGCCAGUUUAAUGGAUGACGCGGUGGAGGAUGCUCCAGUCAAUAUCAGCCUCGGUUUGAAGGACUAUGAAACGAAUGAGCUCAUCUCAGAUAUCACAUGGAGGGGUCACAGCUGGGCUAUCAAUGUGACUAUCACCGAACUCGACACAGUCGAAGGUUCUCUCACCGGCCAGACCGCGACCUCAUUUGACCCGACGACUGGCAUUGUCGUCUUCGACAACAUCGUCUUCUCGGAGGUGGGCAUCUACAUGUUGACAUUCCGCAUCGUCUCAACGCCGGUCUACUACGACUUCACCUACAACAUCAGCCUACCGAUUGUUUCUGCAGCGACCGUUGGGAUGCCCAUCGAGCAGGUCAGCGAGGUCGAGAUGAAGGUCAAGGCCACAUACGAUGAGAAGACAACUCUGAAAGACUCGAUGCGACUCGCCAACAGGUUCUCCGUCGAGAACAAAGACAAGCAGAUGAAAAUUGUAUCGGUAGCAGCAAGACCUGGGAGUGUCAUCAUCACUCUGACGAUGAUGGGAUCACUGACGGGGAUGAAUGGAACAUUCUAUGCGUUCUGUUCCCACAUCAGCGGCGGUUCCACAUUCACAUUCGGGGCCAGCAACGUUGCUCUCUCGCCGUACCUGACAGUCAAUGGAUCGACGUAUUAUGGCCCUUCAUGCGGAGUGGCUUUGACUUAUGGAGACGGCCUUCACCCUGGAAUCAUUGUUGCCAUUGUCCUGAUUUGUCUGCUGUUGACUGGUGUCAUCAUCAUGUUCAUUGUAUGGAGAUGUCAUUUCCACCCAAAGACCAAGACUUACGACACCAGUCCCUAUGGCAACAAGUACACUGGAAAGAACACCGUGACAGUCGAAGACUUCCUGUUCCGAGACAAAACCUUCAUGAGCAUCAAGAGUCGGCCGCUGAGCACCUCCCAAGCCCCAGCCGCUACCCUGGCGGUGGGACAACUGGCGUACUCGCUCAACGAUAACUAUGACGACCGACCUGUGUCCGCCACCUCGGCUCGAAGCAUGCCCAUCCCAGCAGAAUAAAGUGUUUCCACGGAGUCGUUAAAAAUUAAUCUAAUUCACAUGUAUUAGACUCUGGAUAAAAAGUAUUUCCCAGGAGUUGUUAAAACUUAAUGUUCAUAUGUAUCAGACUGGUUAUAAAGUGUUUUUGAGGAGUCGUUAAAACUUAAAUCUUCACAUGUAUCAGACUCUGGAUAAAAAGUAUUUCCUACAAGUUGCUAAAACUUAAUGUUCAUAUGUAUCAGACCGGUUAUAAAGUGUUUCGAGGAGUCGUUAAAACUUAAUCUUCACAUGACAGACUGGUUGAUUUUUUUCCAUUGUACAUGUAGUGUGUGUGUGAAAAAAACUUAAUUUUUAUGGUUGUAGGACUAAUCAUUUUUUUGUUGUUGGGGUUUUUUUCAGGAAAGAAAGAACUAAUCUUUACUUAAUGGAGAGAAGUGUGUUUUAUUUUGGAGUAGUUACUAUUUUGAAAAGUAAUAGGUGAAGGAAAAUCAAAUUUUUUAUUCCUCUGUGGAGCUUAAUGUUUGUUGAAUUUUUAUGUAUGAAGUAAAUAUGUUCUAUGUAAUUAUAUUAAAGAAGUUCUGUAUAAUGAUUGUUUAAUACAAAAAGAAAAGCUAAUCUUGACAUGAUUUUUUUUUUUUUUUUUUUUGCAUUUAUAGAUUUGUGUAAAUAAAGAUUUUAACUUGUAAAGAAAACAAUCUUUACACUGAUAAGAUUUUUUUACAUUAAUAUUAGAAAAAACUAAACAAUAUACACAUGUAAUCUGUUAAAGGGUUUUUAAAAUCAUCCUUAUAUGUACAAAAACAAAUUUAAAUGUAAUCAUUGUAAUACUGGAUGUUUCUACAUUUAUAUUAGAAAAAACUAUAUUUAAUAUGUAUCUAAAAGAAAAAAACAACAACACUUUUUCAUUAUUGUAUGUACAUACACCAAACAAAUUUAAAUGUAAUUGUAAUAGUGGAUUUUUGUAACCAAUUUAUUAAUUUUCAGUCUUCAUUAAAUUUAGUUUUGUAAAAUGUGAUGCAGUGAAAUAUUUUAUAUUUAAAGAUUUUUUUUCUUGUACAAUAUUACUGUGUGUUCUUGUUUUAAAUUUUAUUUCUUGACCGUUUCUUAUAUUGUGAUAUAUUUCCUUACAUAUUCCACCCAUAACGAACUGCUGUUUUGUUAAUAUUCUAUGAUACUUUACACGUACACGUAUACGUCUUACUUAUUUAGUAAUUCUGUGUCCUUUUUUCUUCCUGUCGAUAGGGCCUGAUCCAGACAUCGUUUUUCUAGAUGUGUUUGUAUUUAUUAAGUAGACAAUGGACAAUAACGCCUGCAAAUCUCAAAACUCCCUGUGAUUUCUUCUAAAACAAGAUCAUAUUUGGUACAAUUAGUAAAAAUACUUGUGUCUGGUUUUCAUUAUUUAAUGUCAUUUCAUAGGUAUUUCAAGACCCGAUGCAAUAUUUCGAAAUGGGAGGUGGGGGGGAAGGGGAUUGGGGGGGGGGGAUACUCCAAAAAAUAUGGAUCUUCAAUAACGUUUUUGUCCUCUUAACAUUCCGUAUCAACUGUUUGUAUUUUAUUUGAAUCAAUAUUUCAUAACAUAUUUAAUUGUUAAUCCAUCCAUAGCAUAUUGUGAUACAAACACCUAUAUAUCUUUGUUGUACCGUAAUAUAUAUAUUGUGAUUUUUUAAAAUUACCGUAGCCAUAUCAAAUUGCAUCAUAUGCACAAUGUAGUACUUUAAUUUCAAAACUUUUAUUCUUACACAUUUUUUAUUACUUACCAGUAUGUUUUUAUGAUCAUGUUAAAAUUGUGAUGUUAUGAGACAAGUUUUAGUCAUUGGCCUUAUGUUAGCAUAAAUAAUUCCAGCAAAUAGCAUGUUAUUUAAGUAAUAAUGAGUAAUAGGGGUUUUUUUCUCUGCUUUUUGUAACACUAUAAAAACAUGGUCUUUUAAGCAUGGCUAUUGCCCCCGCCCGCCACCGACCUCGGUUGGGCUGCUAGUGCUCCCAUGCACUUGCCAGUGCGGGCGGUCCCCUCUUCCCACCCACCCCUAGCCUUCACCUGUUUUGGAUUGAUGAGCCGGUCGAGGUCUGCACCUGCGCCCAUGACAGAUGUGCGCUACAAAAGCUUAUUCUGAAUGUGUACGUAAAACCCUACGACAUAACAUGAUGUAAGCAUGGCUGUUAAAUACAGUAAAUGAUUAUAACAUUUAGAAUAACAGUAUAGUGGUUUAGCGGCCAUUCAUCAAUUAAGUACAUGUGAAAAAUCAGAUGUUUUUUGUUGUUUUUUACAACACCCUAUUUCUCUUAGUAUAUUUUUAAUGCAGUGCAAACAUAGCAUAUUCCACUGAGACAUUAUAUAAUUGUGGAACAGUGCCUUAAAACAUGUUUCUUGCUUAUGUUAAUACAUUUCCUGCUUCCGGAGAUUUUCCUAAUGCAUAAAAAUAAAGUAAACAUUUUUGGUUUAUUAAAUUUCGGGGUUUUUUUGGGGGGGGUUUUCUUGGGGGGGGGGGUGUGUUAAGAAAUAGAAAGAUAUUAGUAGAUGUGUUUUACUGACUAACAGGCUCAAGGCCAUCCUGUGUAUUCGCCAUAUUGAUUGACUUAACAUUUUUUUUAACCGUUUUGAUCACUGUGAUAUUUUAACAACAUCUGGAGCUGUUAUAACUAUUAUCGUUUUUAAAAUAAAUAUUCUGCAAUA
Molecule: messenger RNA, 16133 nt
Organism: Gigantopelta aegis
Lineage: Eukaryota; Metazoa; Mollusca; Gastropoda; Neomphalida; Peltospiridae
Product: fibrocystin-L-like
Exons: 59
Coding region: 35-13483 (4482 amino acids)
Source: RefSeq, a predicted model, not a curated record